Drosophila teissieri is the source of this 1088-nucleotide messenger RNA. Its product is annotated as protein TonB. Lineage: Eukaryota; Metazoa; Arthropoda; Insecta; Diptera; Drosophilidae. Bases 184 to 996 code for a protein of 270 amino acids. The record is from RefSeq and is a predicted model, not a curated record. The transcript has 2 exons.
UUAUAACGUAUUGGAUCACAGUCACACCGCAUCGACUUUCAGAUUUUUUUCGCGUCGCAAAUUUUCGGAAUAUACCAAAAUAUUUACUACUAUCAGUUAUUAAAGACUGCUUUUGGCGCUCAUCUUUCAAAGAUAAUAAUUUUCCACAAAUCCGACGGACUGCUUAAUUCGAAAGCGGGCACAAUGCUGAAGGUUUUCAAGACAGAGGAGGACAAGAAGGUGAAGCGACUGUACCACCAGCGCUAUCGCACCGAGUGGGAGAAAUACCCAGCGUUCUCCAGCUGGCUUGCAUCUAGUAACGAUGGCUACUCGGCCCACUGCAAGAUCUGUGACGUCAAUGUCCUGGCCAGGUUGGCGUCCAUCAAACAGCACCUCGCCACGCGCAAGCACCAGGAAAGUUCCAAAUGCCACAACAUUGUUGCCCAGAACAUGAUCAAGGGUGAACUGAGCAAGGAUGAGCAUGACCCGGAUUUAGAGGCCUCCAUAAUUUCACCCAAAUCAACAAAGCCCAAGCCCAAACCGAAAGUCUAUCCAAAGCAAAAGACAAGAAGCAAAAUGCUGACCAAGAUUAAGACCGAGCCGAAGGUGGAGAGCAUGGAGGAGGAGGAGGACGAAAUUGCCUCAAACGACUCAAUCCUGGAUGAUUUACUGAGAACCGAUCAGCCUUAUCAGGAGCAAGAAUAUGUAGUUGACAACGAAUUCCUCGAAGAACAACAGCAUGAAACGGAUCUCCAGGACCAAGAGGUGGUCUACGAGGAAGAGAUGAUACACCUCAAGCCAGACGAACCGGAGAUUCAUAACGAAUUUCAAGUCGACGCGAUGUCGGAAGACGCCAUUAUUAGCGAAUUUGACUUGUUCGGCAAGAGUUUGGCUCUGCAGCUAAACAACAUGGACUUGGAGGACGCGCUUCUGUGCCAGGAGCGUCUGCAGGUGGUCCUUACAGAAUUCCGACUAAAGGUCCUCAAACGCAAGAGGGAACUAAAACGCUGUUCGUAGGCUUACAAUUUAUAUCAAGCUGUCUUAUGUACAUAGUAUAAUCUCUUUAACAACUAAAUAAAUAACUAUUCUGCCUCAAUUUCAUCUAUAAA